UCGAAAUAAAAGUAUUCAAGUUGGAAGUUUUAAUCAAAUUAUGUGCGAAAGAAUGCAAAAGUUUUAUUCUUAUUAAUCCGAUGUUAAAAAUAAUCACCUUAUGAAUUAAUGACUGUUUAAAUUUAUCAAUGACUUAUUAAUUUUGUUAUUGCAACCAUGAAAAAUAUAAAAUUGCGUAUAAUUUUAGUAAUUUAACAUUGUAAGGUUCCAAUAAUAGAUAAUCAGACUUUGGUUUCUAUUCUUGAAUUCAAAUUUUAACAAUGGUACGCAACUAUAUAAGAAAGUCAAAUCGACAGCAAUGGGGCAAAAAUCAUAUGAUGCAAGCUAUCUCUGCAAUAACUAAAGGUGGUCUGUCAUUUAAUAUGGCAGCUGUCAGAUUUUCUGUACCAAAAUCAACUCUUAUACGAUACUAUCAUAGAGCCAAAAAUAGUAAUAUUAAUCUUGAAGAACAAAAUUUCAAGUUGGGAUCGUUCAAGACUACAUUUACAGGAGAACAAGAAAAGAAAUUAAAGCAAUAUAUCAAAGAUUUUAAUUUAUCUUUACGUGAAUUAAGUCCAUUGGAACUUCGUAGAAUAGCAUUUAAGUAUGCAGAAAUAAAUGGUAUUUCUCAUAAUUUCAACAAAAAAACAAAAUUAGCUGGCUAUGAUUGGUACAAAAAUUUUAUAAGAAGGAAUGAAAUUGAAGAAAAAAGUAAAAGUGAACCAUCUAUCUACAUUUCAAGCAAAUUGAAUGUUGAUUACAAUAUUGAUACAUUUUUUCCUGUAUUGAAUAAUUUACAACAGCUUUAUAAAUUUCCUCCAAAUAGAAUUUAUAGCGUUCAUGAUAGAGGAGUCAUUUCUAUUCCAAAUUUAAGUUCUAAAAUAUUUAGUGCAGUGGACAAAACAAUGUCAACCUUUAAUUUUCUUACUGUAAUCACUUGUUCUAAUGCCAAUGGAAAUUUUAUACCUCCAUUAUUAAUAUAUCCUUCAAAAGAAGACAAUCCAGAUUUUGCAAAAGGAUGUCCAACUGGGACCAAAAUCAUCUGUCAACCAUCUGGAUGCAUACAAGAGAAUACAUUUUUGCCUACAUGGUUCUAUCAUUUUGUAAAUUAUGUACAACCAAUUAAAGAGUAUCCUGUCCUCUUACUUUUGAAUGAACAAGGAUUAUGUAUGAAAAAUAUACAACUAAUUGAAGAAGCUAAAAUGCAUAACAUACACAUUUUAAAUAUUCCAGUUACGUUAUCUGAUAGAUGCUACCCAUUGGAAAAACAUUUCAUGACAGAACUAAAAAAAUACUACUGUGAAGAACAAGAUAAAUGGACUAAAGAAAAUAAAGGACGAGUGAUUGACUUAGAAUGCGUUGGGACAAUUUUUAGUAUAGCAUACACAAAAGCAAUUGUACCAAAUAAUGUAAUAAAUGGAUUCAAAGAGAGUGGAAUAUACCCAUUGAAUCAGUCUGUUUUGACAGGCAAAGACAACACUUGCAUAGCUGCCCAAUUAAUUGAGAAAUCAACUAGUAUUUCUAUUUUUACAGAAAGUAAUAAUAGUGAAAGUUCUUUGAAUAAACAAAUUGAAAACUGUAGAACUUCAAUAGAAGCUACUGGUGACAUAGUUAACUCAUUUAAUGACACCAAAGAUACUAAGUAUUUCUUGUUGGAUAAUUUUAAUGAAAAUCAUGAAGAAAGUAAUUCCAAAAUAGAAAUAGUGCAAGAAGAUGGUGGUUUUGAAACAAUUUAUCAAGAAGAAAUAUUUGAAUAUUGUGAUUGAAUUAUAAAAGAAAAGUUUCUUGAAUGAAAUAGUACCUGCUUGAAAUGAAAUGAAUGCUUUGCCUAAAAAUAUUCUGUUGUUACAUGAAAAAUUGAGUUACAUGAAAAGUUGUUACAUGACAAAAUAGUCUUUUGUUACAUGAAAAAUUUGUUUAAAAAAUUUAUUAAAAAUUUGUUUAUUAGCAGUGUUUUCCAAUUUUAUGCUAAAUAAUUAACACAUAAAUAUUGAUUAUAUAUUUAUGUAUAGAUUAUUUAUUAGACUGAAUAAAAAGAAUAUGUAAUAUUGACUACUACCAUUUAAAGUUCUACUUAUUAUAAUGAUUUUGAAAACUUAAAUAUUCUUGAAUUGUCAAAUGAAUAUGCUAUUUUUUCAAACAGUAAAAUUGUAAUUUAAGUUAUCAUUUAUGUAGUUUAU
This is a messenger RNA of Phymastichus coffea, 2159 nucleotides long. RefSeq lists its product as uncharacterized. The coding region runs from base 261 to 1745 and encodes 494 amino acids. The transcript has 2 exons. Gene Ontology annotation, molecular function: DNA binding. NCBI's taxonomy places the organism in Eukaryota, Metazoa, Arthropoda, Insecta, Hymenoptera, Eulophidae. The record is from RefSeq and is a predicted model, not a curated record.